Messenger RNA from Spirodela intermedia, 1767 nucleotides. Lineage: Eukaryota; Viridiplantae; Streptophyta; Magnoliopsida; Alismatales; Araceae. The record is from the annotation of a GenBank genome assembly.
AUGUGUCGGCAACCCACCAACAACUCUAGCCCUCUCUCGGCGGCGUGCUGCUGUGAGCCACCCACAUCCCCCGGCCGCCACCGAGACGACGAGCAUGCUACCAUUCUCACCCCCUUCAUCCCCAAGCCCGCAAGUCCACCGUCGCCGCCGCCUCCCCACCAUGGCGCCACGGACGCCGUUGUGGUCGUUUCCCUGCCGUCCGACCUCUGCAAGAAGUCCCACGGUCGUCACCGGGCGAUCGAAUUCCUGGAGGAGGUCAGGGCCAUCCUAGCCAUCGCGAUGCCGAUGGUGCUGACCGGCCUCCUCCUCUACUCCCGGUCCAUGGUUUCCAUGCUCUUUCUGGGCCGCCUCGGGGAACUUCCCCUGGCCGGCGGCGCCCUGGCCAUCGGCUUCGCCAACAUCACCGGCUACUCCAUUCUGUCGGGGUUGGCAAUGGGGAUGGAGCCCAUUUGCGGCCAGGCCUUCGGGGCCAACCGCAAGCCCCUCCUUGGACUCGCCUUGCAGCGCACCGUUUUCAUGCUCCUCUGCGUCUCCGCCCCCAUCGCCCUCCUCUGGCUCAGCAUGCGCCACAUCCUCGUACUCUGUGGCCAGGACCCCGCCAUCUCCGCCGCCGCUCACGAGUACAUCAUGGCGUCCCUUCCGGACCUCAUCCUGCAGAGCUUCCUCCACCCGCUCCGAAUCUACCUCCGUACGCAGUCCAUCACCAUGCCACUCACCUUCUGCGCCGCCGCCUCCCUCCUCCUGCACCUCCCCAUCAACUACCUUCUGGUCCCCGUCCUCGGCCUUGGCAUCCGUGGCGUCGCCCUGGCCGGUGUCUGGACCAACCUCAACCUCGUACUCUCCCUCAUCACCUACGUCCACUUCUCCGGCGUAUACCACCGGACGGGGGGCUUCAAACUGCUGACGGCGGAGGUCUUCCAGGGCUGGAGAUCCCUGCUUAACCUGGCGGUUCCCAGCUGUAUCUCGGUCUGCCUCGAGUGGUGGUGGUACGAGAUCAUGAUACUUCUCUGCGGGCUGCUGGCCAACCCCAAAGCGACCGUGGCCUCCAUGGGUAUCCUCAUCCAGACCACCGCCUUCAUAUACAUUUUCCCCUCCUCUCUCAGUUUCGGCGUCUCCACCCGCGUCGGGAACGAGCUCGGAGCCAACCGUCCCAGCAAGGCGCGGACCUCCGCCCUCGUCGGCCUCUCCUGCAGUUUCGUGCUAGGCCUCACCGCGCUAGGCUUCGCCAUGUCCGUGCGACACUCGUGGGCGGCCAUGUUCACGGCGGACCCCAGCAUCAUUGGGCUGACGGCGGCGGUGCUCCCGAUCAUCGGCCUCUGCGAGCUCGGCAACUGCCCGCAGACGACGGGCUGCGGCGUGCUGCGGGGGAGCGCGAGGCCGCGCGCCGGUGCGAACAUCAACCUGGGGUCCUUCUACGGCGUGGGCAUGCCCGUCGCCAUGGUCCUCGCCUUCUACGCGGGGUUCGACUUUGAGGGCCUGUGGCUCGGCAUGCUGGCCGCGCAGGCGACGUGCGUGGCUCUUAUGCUGGCCGUCAUCGCCCGCACAAACUGGGCCACGGAGGCCGACCGCGCGCAGAAGCUCACCGGCGCCUCCCAGGAGGUAAUUGCCGUCCACCUCGGCGACCACCACCACGGCGACGUGCAAAAAAUCCAGGGGAAGCCCUCCGCCCCCGCCGCGACGGCGACGGCCCGCGCUGAUCGGGUGGAUGAUGAUUCAUCGGGCGUAGUUAGUAUCAGAAUUGAGCAACCCAGCAUUGGGCUAACUUAG